CGUCCUCCAGAAAGACAGUCCAAUGACUACGGAGUCAAGCUUUGUGGGAGGGAGUUCAUACGAGCUGUCAUUUUCACCUGCGGAGGCUCACGCUGGAAGAGACUCGACAAUGCAGAAGAUGAUUCCUUUCAAUGGAGACCCCACAUCACUAACCUUCUUCCCAAGCGUACCUCCUCCACCUUCUUUUCACUUUUCAAUGCCGCUUCAAGCACGAGUGACAAGGACCGCUCGUCCAUAAUUUUGGUGGAACCCCUGAAAGACGGUUGGCCCGAAAACAGCGGGAGGAGACGAAGGCACUUUUCUCAGGGUGUGGCAGACGUUUGCUGCAGCGAAGGCUGCACUAAGAACGAUAUAGGACGAUUGUGUUGAGGGGUACUUUGUUGUCAUGUUAAUAUCUCAUAACAAAUUAGUCAGAUUUUGUUUAAAAAAAAAAAAAGUCAUGUAAAAUGCGUUUGUGUUCAUAUGUCUGACUGACUAUAAUAAACAGUGACAUUUAUUUAAA
Messenger RNA from Syngnathus acus (greater pipefish), 502 nucleotides. RefSeq names its product relaxin 1 (gene rln1). Gene Ontology annotation, cellular component: extracellular region. The record is from RefSeq and is a predicted model, not a curated record. The transcript has 3 exons. The annotation marks the transcript as partial. NCBI's taxonomy places the organism in Eukaryota, Metazoa, Chordata, Actinopteri, Syngnathiformes, Syngnathidae. Gene Ontology annotation, molecular function: hormone activity.